AUGAACCUCCUCAUCCUCCUCCUCACCACCCUCCCACUCGCCCUCUCCUCCCCUGCCGCUUCCCCAUCAGACCUCUCAGCUCGUCAAAACACCGGCUGCUACUGCGGCGUCCUAACGGGCACAUCCUGCGGAUCACGCACGUCGACGGGGUUCUCGCUGUCCGGAAGCUGCAACGCGAAUUACGUGUAUGAAUGCACGGAACAAUUUGGAAAUGCGCGGGUGAAGAGCCAGUGUUUGAUUUGUAAUUCGGGGGGUCAGGAUGGGUUUGAUGCUUGUUUGUUGGGGUUGGGGUUGCCUGGGGGGAAGUAG
Molecule: messenger RNA, 309 nt
Organism: Glarea lozoyensis ATCC 20868
Lineage: Eukaryota; Fungi; Ascomycota; Leotiomycetes; Helotiales; Helotiaceae
Exons: 1
Coding region: 1-309 (102 amino acids)
Source: RefSeq, a predicted model, not a curated record